Molecule: messenger RNA, 1619 nt
Organism: Marchantia polymorpha subsp. ruderalis
Lineage: Eukaryota; Viridiplantae; Streptophyta; Marchantiopsida; Marchantiales; Marchantiaceae
Source: the annotation of a GenBank genome assembly
ACAAGGACGCUCUGGCCCAGUCAGCAAAGCGGGAGCAAGAAUCAUACGUCCAGACCAACCUCCCUCUUCCCUCGGGCCGAGAGGACGAAGGAAAGUGGAAAGAGGGCUGAGCACGAGGGCAGGAGCCAUGGCUAUGUCUGCUGCUGCAGCUGCGCCCCUUUGCUGCACUGCUCUCGCCCGCGCUGCCGCGCCUUUGCGUUUAAGAACCAGAUCCGCGACUUCUCUCCGCGUCAACUGUCUUUUGCCAAGGAGCCUCAUUCUUGGAACUCCGAUUUUUGUCCAACGAAGGGAAGUAGUAUCACUUUUAGCUGGUACAUUCUCAGGAGCCCUUGGAUCCCAGUUACAAGGCAACAUGGCUGCUGCCGCCUCCGCAGAAGCUACCGCAGUCUCCGAUGACAACCACUUGGAGUGGAGCAAGAAGGACAACCGUCGUAUGCUUCACGUCGUUUAUCGAGUUGGAGAUUUGGACAAGACCAUCAAGUUCUACACCGAAUGCUUGGGGAUGAAGCUUUUGCGGAAGCGAGACUUCCCCGAUGAGAAGUACACCAAUGCCUUCCUUGGUUACGGUCCUGAGGACUCCCAUUUUGUUGUUGAGCUGACAUACAAUUACGGAGUCUUUAGCUAUGAUAUUGGAACUGGAUUUGGUCACUUCGGUCUUGCAGUCGAGGAUGUGCAAAAAGUAUGCGAUCUCGUGAAAGCGAAAGGUGGUGUGGUUUCCCGUGAGCCAGGCCCUGUUAAGGGUGGAAAGUCAGUCAUCGCUUUCGUCGAUGAUCCCGAUGGUUACAAAUUCGAGCUCAUUCAGAGACCUGCAACCCCUGAGCCUUUCUGUCAAGUAAUGUUGCGUGUUGGUGACAUGGACAGAGCUAUCGCUUUCUAUGAGAAGGCUUUUGGAAUGGAGCUAUUGCGCAAGCGUGAUGUCCCUGAGUACAAAUACACAAUCGCUAUGAUGGGUUAUGGACCAGAGGAUAAGAAUUGCGUGUUGGAAUUGACUUACAAUUAUGGAGUAACUGAGUACACCAAGGGCACUGGAUAUGCACAGAUUGCCAUUGGUACGGACGAUGUCUAUAAGACUGCCGAAGCGAUUAGGCACUUUGGUGGCAAGAUUGUGCGAGAACCUGGAGCUAUUCCCGGGAUCAACACUAAAAUCACAUCCAUCACUGAUCCAGAUGGCUGGAAAUCCGUUUUUGUUGACAAUGAGGACUUCUUGAGGGAGCUGGAGUAAGCUGUUGUACAUCACUGUCGAGGCAUUUCAGUUCUCGGGGUGCCAAUUGGUGGCCUCUUCUACUUACCCUUCUGUCAAUAUGAACCGAGAGUAAUGACCUUGCUCACAAAGCGAGUGUAAUUUUGAGACCGGGAAAUGUCUAUUUACCUGUAACGAUGUGUGUUUUUCGUCUCUAAUGGAAAGCUUUUAUCGAGGAUAGAAGCACGUAAAUCUUUCAUAUACUUUGGUACAUAUUGUGAGAUGUAUGAUUAAUCGAUACAUGGCGUGUAAGGGUUAACGCCCGCAAGCAUUCUUCGUUACGUUUCAGCAAUUAGUAAUGAAGGAUAGGCUUUCAUCGGUGGUUAAGAUGAUGUUAUGUGAAAAAUACUUGUAAGUGAUCCCGAUGUUAUUAUCUUCA